UGUCCCCGUGUUGUUUAUAUCCUGUCCUCCGGAUUCUCACCGCUUGUCCUCUGUCUCUGAAGCCGACCAUGAGCGCUUCUUUGCGGGCUCCGUGUCUGCUGCUGCUCGGCCUCCUGCUCUCCGGCUCCUCCGGGUCCUCCCGGGUCCGGGUCCGGGUCCGGAUCCCUCCUCACGACCAGGUGGCCCGGGUGGCCCGCUUCGUGGCUCACCAGUGUGACUGGGGCUCCCUGGCCACCUUGUCCUCGCACCCCCCGCUGCAGGGCCGGCCCUUCUCCAACACCUUCAGCCUCAGCGACGGGCCGCCGGGCUCCGGGACCGGCGUGCCCUACCUGUACCUGAGCAUGGAGGUCUCCGUCCAGGACCUGCAGGUAACCCCGCGGGCGUCCCUGUCCAUGUCUCUGGCUCAGACAGAUUACUGCAGACAGCAGGGCUUCGACCCUCAGAGUCCUCUCUGCGCUCACAUCAUCCUGUCAGGAUCUGUGCUGGAGAUUAACGGGACGGAGGCUGACUUUGCUAAGAAGUCUCUGUUCAGUCGACACCCGGAGAUGAUCGACUGGCCGUCCGACCACGGCUGGUUCUUCGCCAAGUUCAACAUCACACAGGUUUGGGUGUUGGAUUAUUUUGGCGGGGUGAAGACGGUCACUCCUGAGGAAUACUUCCAGGCCUCGCUGCAUACCAAACACCACUGACACCCACUGCUGCUGCUGGGUGUUGUAGUUCUGUUUUUCCUGUUUGUAGUUCUGCUGGACGACAAAAAGAGGAAUUAUUUUAC
Molecule: messenger RNA, 772 nt
Organism: Plectropomus leopardus (leopard coralgrouper)
Lineage: Eukaryota; Metazoa; Chordata; Actinopteri; Perciformes; Serranidae
Source: RefSeq, a predicted model, not a curated record